AUGAUCUUACUGCAGAAAAUGGCUGCACUUCACCAUGAGAGAGAACUUCAGCAAGUAGAAAGUUUUAAUGAAAGAAUCGAACUAAUAGAAAAGAAACAAAAGGAAAUGGAAUCAACGGUUGGUGAAUGUAAAACAAGCCUUGAAUUUACGCAAGGGUUAAUUGAUGACAAAAUAAAGGACAUGGAUAAAGCAUUAAACGAAAAGAUUGAAGGGAUUAAACAAACAAACGAACAGCAACGACUAGAUGGGAUUGGUGAAACAGAGGGAGAGAAUUCGGAGGAAAUCGAAGACAAGGUACAGAUGUUGUUUAAAAAUCGAUUAAUCAUCACAAAAGACAUAGACAUUGAAAGAAUGGGACCAUAUACAGCACAAGAUAACGCUAGACCAUGGAGAAUAAUAUUUAAAUUACUGAAUUACAAAGACAAACUCUUAAUAUUAAAAUAUGCUAUCAGAUUAAAGGACACGAACAUCUACAUUAAUGAUGAUUUUUCAGAUACAACAAAGGAAAUAAGAAAGGAAUUGAGAGUACAAAUGAAAAAAGACAGGGAAAACGGAAAAUUCUCGCGAAUUGUUUAUGAUAGACUGAUCACAAAAGAAUUCAAAGAGAAGAAUACAGGCGAAAACUAA
Messenger RNA from Hydractinia symbiolongicarpus, 627 nucleotides. RefSeq lists its product as uncharacterized. Bases 1 to 627 code for a protein of 208 amino acids. Lineage: Eukaryota; Metazoa; Cnidaria; Hydrozoa; Anthoathecata; Hydractiniidae. The transcript has 3 exons. The record is from RefSeq and is a predicted model, not a curated record.